AUGAAUAUUGAAAAUACUUCAAUCAUGAAUAAUCCAGGUUUAGGCUCUGUAACUGAUAAUGCUGCAGGGCUCACAAAUAUACCAGUUUCUAGUAAUACUGCUACUUCAUCGGUUAUAAAUGAAAUACCUAGCAGUAACAACUUUUCCUAUGGUAAUCCAACUGCUACUGCUACCGUUAAUUCUGUUCCAAACAACUUUAAUCAACAAAUUAGUAUGGAAUAUAAACCACAAAGAAAGAAUAAGAGAUUUAUCUUGACCAAAUACACCAUAUACGAAACAGAGAAAAGAAUGUAUAUAGUGGGGAGUAAUAAAAGGGAAAACAUGUUUAGAAUUUUGGAAAUAGAUUUAACACUUCCAUUGCAUACCCUAAGUGUUGUUGAAGAUAACAUUUUCUUUACAAGAGAUGAGGUUAUUAAAGUCUUGGCCGAAAUCGAUGGUGAAGAUGAAACAUUUCAUAAAAAAAUAACUGCAGAUGGGUUACUAGGUUUUAUACGGUUCACCUAUUGCUAUUAUUUGGUUGUGGUUACGAAAAAGUCGCAGGUCUCUGUAUUGGGAGGACAUUCAAUCUUUCACAUUGACCGGACCGAAUUGAUUCCCAUUUGUAGAAAUUACAAAAAACCAGAAAAAUCAUCCAACGAAACUAAGUUCAGAAAUAUUUUUGAUAAUUUGGAUUUAUCCAAAACAUUCUAUUUCAGUUACACUUAUGAUAUAACAAACACUUUGCAAACAAAUUUAAUGCGAGAAAAAUUAAAAUCUGUUGGGAGAUCUGACAUCCAGAUACCAACACAUUCGGGUAAUUCCUAUAAUAAAAUGUUUAUGUGGAAUGAAAAUUUGUUGAGGCCAUUAUUCCCCUGUAUUGAUACAGUCUAUGACUGGUUCCAACCCAUAAUUCAUGGUUUUAUUGACCAAGUAGAGGCGCUGGUGUAUGGCAGACGGAUAUAUAUAAUGUUAAUUGCUAGAAGGUCCCAUCAUUUUGCCGGGGCCAGGUUUUUGAAAAGAGGAGUUAAUAACAUGGGCUAUGUCGCCAAUGAAGUGGAAACAGAACAGAUUGUAGUUGAUAUGUUAAGAACUUCUUUUCAUGAUUCUCAAAGGAAAUUUUAUGGUAGCGAUAGAUAUUCUUCCUUUGUGCAACAUAGAGGAUCUAUUCCAUUAUUUUGGUCCCAGGAAGCCACUAAUUUGGCUGCCAAGCCUCCAAUCGAAAUAAAUGUGGUGGAUCCAUUUUUCAGUUGUGCAGCCUUGCAUUUUGAUAGGUUAUUCCAAAAUUACGGCGGAGGCCCAAUACAAAUACUAAAUUUAAUCAAGACAAAGGAAAAAACACCACGAGAGACCAAACUACUAAAAGAAUUUGAGCAAUGUAUUGAAUAUCUAAACCAGUUUCUGCAAGACAACAAGAAAUUACAAUAUACUUCUUGGGACAUGAGCAGGGCUGCCAAGGGGAGAGGUCAGGUUGUUAUUGAAUUUUUGGAAACAUAUGCCAUUAAAACUUUGGAACAAACCGGCAUUUUCCAUAAUAACAAAGACAUAGCAACAACAAAAUUACAAGAGGGUGUUUGUAGGACCAACUGCAUUGAUUGUUUGGAUAGAACCAACGCAGCUCAAUUUAUUAUAGGAAAGAGGGCGUUGGGUUACCAGUUGAAAGCAUUGGGUAUAAUAGACGAUACAUUUUUGGAAUAUGAUUCAGAUAUUGUUAAUAUUCUAACAGAACUUUUCCAUGACCAUGGUGACACAAUUGCAUUGCAGUAUGGUGGAUCGCAUCUAGUGAAUACGAUGGAAACCUAUAGGAAAAUCAACCAAUGGAGUUCACAUUCGAGAGAUAUGAUUGAAAGUAUUAAAAGGUUCUAUAGUAAUUCCUUUGUUGAUGCGCAAAGACAAGAUGCCAUCAAUUUGUUUUUAGGGCACUAUGUGUGGAAGAAGGGGCAACCCAAUAUUUGGGAAUUAAACACGGAUUUCUAUUUACAUAAUUCCAGCUCAAAGUAUGGUUCCCCUAAGAGAAGCUACAGACACUGGUGGAAUGACUAUGACAUACAGAGUGUAAAUGAGACUAUUCGUAGAGAGAUUAUAUCUAAAAAAAAUGAUUUAACCAUCAGGAAAAUCGUUAAAAAUGUUAGAGAAUAUCCAAGAACUGUUGACAAUUAUUGGAAUGAAUAUUAUAAUAUAAGGAUUUUUACCGACUUGGGUAAUUCCUUCGAGUAUAAAAUGAAUAGCACAAACAAUUAUAGAUUAAUUAAUGAGUAUAACGAAAGUAACGUCAAUAACUCAACUAAUAGAAGACAAAAAAACGCCCUUGGGAAAAUGGGCAAUAAUAAUACAAGUAGGAUAAACUCUAUUGAUGAUGUUGCCUCGCCAUUUACUUCCAACAAGUCCAAAAGUUUAAACAAUAAACUAAGAAGUUUAAGUCGAGAGGAAGAAUACAUCAAUGACAAAAAUAAGACAAGCGAACAUGAAAAUAAAGAUUCUCCGUUUCAAUUAAGUUCCUUGGAUGAGUAUGAAUUAAGUAUUACAACUUGGAAAAAAAUUCACAAAGAAAAUUUGAAAGCAAUUAAACAAUUGGAACGAAAGGUUGCUAUUAAUGAGUUUAACUUUGAAAAAGAAAUAGAAGAAGAAGAAGAAGAAGCAUUACCACUUGAUUCCAAUAAUUUUCGACAAAAUUAUAUCUUUUACAAAGAACAAGAACAAGAACAAGAGGAAGAGGAAGAGGAAGAAGAAGAAGAAGAAAAAGAAGAAAAAGAAGGGGGGGAUGGACAGGGGAAGAUGGAUAAAGAAGAGGACGUUGGCAUGCUACCGGGAUUAAUAACGCAAGUUACCGUUGAUAAAAAAUAUUACAAACAGAUAUUUGAUUACACAAACUAUAAACCUAUGGACGAUUAUUCUAGGAUAUUUGAAUAG
Molecule: messenger RNA, 2886 nt
Organism: Saccharomycodes ludwigii
Lineage: Eukaryota; Fungi; Ascomycota; Saccharomycetes; Saccharomycodales; Saccharomycodaceae
Gene: FIG4
Product: phosphatidylinositol-3,5-bisphosphate 5-phosphatase
Exons: 1
Coding region: 1-2886 (961 amino acids)
Biological process (GO): phosphatidylinositol dephosphorylation
Cellular component (GO): intracellular membrane-bounded organelle
Molecular function (GO): phosphatidylinositol-3,5-bisphosphate 5-phosphatase activity
Source: RefSeq, a predicted model, not a curated record